Messenger RNA from Drosophila guanche, 608 nucleotides. RefSeq lists its product as uncharacterized. The record is from RefSeq and is a predicted model, not a curated record. The transcript has a single exon. Lineage: Eukaryota; Metazoa; Arthropoda; Insecta; Diptera; Drosophilidae. The coding region runs from base 127 to 531 and encodes 134 amino acids.
GGCUCAGUUUUGGGGCUAACCUCACACUGAACAGUUCAGGAAAAUCGAACAAAAUUUGCCUAAAUUUCGUUGGCUUUUAUUUUGGCUUCUGCUUGUGUCAAACUUGUUGCACUCGCCAGCUAGACCAUGGCGGACGACAGGCCCUUCAAUCCCUUCUACAUUGGACCGCACCCGAGCAGAGCUUGCGCCAUACCCGAGAUACCCGGCCAGCAGUGCAAUCCCGCCUGCGGCAGCGCACCCUCUGCCGAAGCGCCCAACGUCAGCAGCAGCGACCAGUUGGCGGCCCACCCAACAGCACAGGAAGCAGCAGCAGCAGCAGCAGCAGAAGCAGAAGCCGCAGCAGCUACAGUCUCCAUAGGCACAGCAGCACCUGGACAAUCGCUGAGCGCCACUGCCGCAGCACCGAUCUUGGUCACUGGUGGAGCCAAGCCGGUUGCAGUGCUUGUGGCCAGAACCUUGUUGGUGCAGCCGGGAACAAGCGACCCAGCAAACUGCCAGACGUAUCCCUGCAUGGAGGCAAAACAUAAUUAGCAGAGCAAAAGCCCAACAAAUUCCACCAGAGUUAGCCCCGAAACAGAGACAAUAAAACGGCACAGCAACAACCCCAA